Messenger RNA from Sphaerodactylus townsendi, 5747 nucleotides. It is a transcript of the gene TTC39B, whose product is annotated as tetratricopeptide repeat domain 39B. The transcript is spliced from 20 exons. Bases 263 to 2104 code for a protein of 613 amino acids. The record is from RefSeq and is a predicted model, not a curated record. Gene Ontology annotation, molecular function: protein binding. NCBI's taxonomy places the organism in Eukaryota, Metazoa, Chordata, Lepidosauria, Squamata, Sphaerodactylidae.
UUGAUAUGUAAAGGAACUCUCGGUCUCGGGCUGAAAAGAGGGAAAAGCUUUUUUGCCGGUUUGGUGGGCGGGGUUUCGUGUGUAGGUAACCGUGGGCACGAACUUGAUGGACAGGCGAAUUCCAUAGAGGCAGGGUAGCCAACGGAUCUCCUGGGCAGAGCGCUGGGGAGGCUAUCGGGACUGGGGGCCUUCCAACGGCAUUUGCUUCCACGCGCACAGAGCCUGUUUGGGUAAAAAGGCACGCUGCUGCCCCAUAGGAAACAUGGCGAGUGUCCGAAAUGGAACCGAAGGGACCAGUGGCGGCGGCGGCGAAGAGGAGAGCUUUGAAGAUGCCUUUGAAAACAUCCCAGUAGCCACCAAGAUGGAUCUUAAGUGUGCUUUGGAAGAGUGUACAAUGGCAUUAAAUUUAUUUCUAAACAACAAAUUCUCAGAAGCUCUGGAAUUACUUCGUCCAUGGUCAAAAGGCAGUAUGUACCAUGCCCUUGGAUAUAGCACUAUUUUAGUCAUGCAAGCUGCUAUGACUUUUGAACAGCAGGAUAUCCAAAUGGGAAUUGCUACAAUGAAAGAAGCUUUACAAACCUGCCAAAAAUUCAGGAAAAGAAACACAGUGGUGGAAUCAUUGUCCAGUUUAGUUUCAAAACAAACUGUAGAUCAGAUGAGUGAAGAGGAAAUGCAUGCAGAAAUCUGUUAUGCUGAGUGCUUACUACAGAAAGCGGCACUGACAUUUGUUCAGGAUGAAAAUAUGAUCAACUUCAUAAAGGGUGGCCUCAAAAUUAGAACAAGUUAUCAAAUAUACAAGGCUUGCUCGUUGCUGAAGCGUGGAUGUUUUGGAGCUGCUUCUCUCCAAGGUACAAAGGAAGACCGCAGAGAAAUAAGAGAAUGUCAUCAAGUUCUACAGAUGACCCAGGAUAGCAAAGGCGCGCAUGAAACCUACUUCCAGUUUGAAGGGGGUGUGCAACUAGGAAUAGGAGCAUUCAAUUUGAUGUUGUCCCUUUUACCAGGAAGAAUCCUUCGGCUUCUAGAAUUUAUUGGGUUUUCAGGCAAUAGGGAGCUGGGUCUCCAACAACUACGAGAAGGGGCUUCUGGUGCCAGUCUGCGGGCCAUACUGUGUACUUUCACCCUGCUGCUAUAUCACACCUACGUUUCAUUAAUCCUCGGAACCGGGGAAUCCAACCUCUUAGAAGCAGAGACCCUCCUCCAGCCUUACCUCCAGAAGUUUCCAAAGGGUGCGCUCAUUCUAUUUUAUGGUGCCAGAAUAGACAUACUGAAAGGAAAUUUUGAAAAGGCUCAGGUGGCAUUCCAGGAAUGUAUUGCAGCCCAGCAAGAGUGGAAACAGAUACAUCACCUCUGCUACUGGGAGCUGAUGUGGAGCUAUACCUUCCAGCAGAACUGGCUUCAAGCAUAUCGGUAUGCAGAUCUGCUUUGCAAAGAAAGCAGGUGGUCAAAGGCAAUUUAUGUGUUCCAAAAAGCUGCCAUUUUGUGUAUGCUUCCAGAUGAUGAUGUGAGAACAACAGGAGAAAACAUUGUAGCUUUGUUUAGACAAGUAGAAGGUCUAAAACAAAGAAUUGCAGGAAAAUCUAUCCCAACAGAGAAAUUUGCUGUGAGGAAAUCUCGACGCUAUUCAGGAUCUCAACCUGUGAAGCUAGUAGUACCUGCUCUGGAAAUGAUGUACGUCUGGAACGGCUUUUCAGUUGUAGGCAAAAGAACUGACCUUACUGAAAAUUUACUGGUAACAAUUGAAAAAGAAGAAACUGAUUUAAAAAAUGAACCUAAUCACAACGAAUACUACAUGGAUGACGUCUGUCUAUUGCAGCUGUUGAAAGGCCUGUGUUUGAAACAUUUAGGAAGACUCUUACAAGCAGAACUCUGCUUCAAUCAAGUUAUUCAGAGCGAGAAGCAAUUGAAGUACGAUAAUUAUUUAGUGCCAUACACGAUGUAUGAACUGGGCCUUCUAUACAAGGAACAGGACGAAAGAGACAAAGCAAUACGUUUUAUAGAAGCUGCAAAAAACAACUAUAAGGAAUAUUCCAUGGAAUCCAGAUUGCACUUCCGAAUCCAUGCAGCACUUAAUAGUCUGAAAGUGACUCCUGCUCCAACCCCUUGAUAUCAGCUGAGGGUGAUACAUAACACAAGGGUCUACAAGUUAUUUGAAAAUUUUACAAAAUCAUGUAAAUGAUGUAAAAAAAAGAAUUAGUAGUUUAUAUUUUCUAUUAUUUGUGAUAUUUGUAUAUCUGUCAUUCUUUUAGGCAGUUCUUUUUCUAUGAUGCACCUUCCAUAUCUCUGCUUGGCAUUUAGAGGAAAACCUUAUAUUUUGUUUAUAAAAGGAUUAAUUCAGUGUUUGGCAUGAGAGGGAAAUAUUUUAAAAGACAAUUGCUGAUGCAAUGAAGAAUAAUUCAAACACUUUAUUUUUUAUAAGAAGACUAAUAUUGUUUAUGCAUAGAAACUGUGCAACAAUUCUUGUUCAUAGUUUUAGCAUUUCAUGAAGGCUUGAAUUUCUGCAAUAUCUUUUUAUUAGAACUUGUUAGUCCUAAUUUUAAAGAAAAAAGUUGGCUGCUGGUAGCCGUAGACACAUUUGACAAUUGACUCUUAGAUUUACAUACCAAAGAUUUGACUUGUCAUAUCAUAGCCAAAAAACAAUGAAUGGCUUAAAGUCACUUCAUGAAUGUUAGUGUGAAUUUCAGUGCAAUAUUUUUACAAUGUAUAUCUGAAGAAAUGUAAGAAAAGACAGGGUUUUUAGAUUACAUUUAGAAAACAUUUCUCAGUUGUAAAGAAUUGUAGCAGUUCAGUUGCUUGUCUUACUAUGUGUGUUUAAUACACUGAUAUUACCGGGAAUGAACUGUACUGUGAAAAUAUUUUUCCAGUGUGGUAAGGGCAUUUGAUUGCUCCUCUGCUCCUGCCACCAAAGGUUGGUAGAUGUUGGUACUACUUUAACAUUAUGAGGGCUGACUUCUUAAAUUCAGUUUUGGGAUUAGUAUUCCUGAAGGAAACUGACACCCAUAGAAAUGUAUUAGACCUCUUCUAGCUAUAAGAAAUUAUCCCAAAUUUGAUUAUGGUCUUGUUGAUCAGCUACUAAUAAAUAGGACCAUCCUGUGUACCACAAGUAUUCUAUGGAACCUGCAGGACAUGCUGUUUUCUGACAGUGUGUACACAAUAUCUGUCUGAGUCAUCUUUUUACCAAUCUAAUUAAAAAUCCUUUAAAAAAAAGACCUCUUCAUUAAGGACCAGAUCUAUCAGUUGUGUUUACAGGCUUUAUAUUAUAUUGUGUUUUAGUAGCAACAACAAAAUUAAUACAGUUUGAGGUGAAAUUUUCGCCUUGCCAUCAGGCCCUCUUUAUACUUGAGUUAUGAAUUAUGUGCAGCUAAAUUUCUGAAAACUUUGGGCUGUUAAUUUUUAAAUAUAACAUAUUUGAACACAAUCAUGCUGAUGGAUAUUUGACACACAGUCUUUCUUCAGAAGCAGCAGUUGUAGGAAUGACAAGAUAGCUUGUCCUGGGUUUUCUAAUACAACUUUCCCAACAAUAAAUUACUUUCUCUUUGGGUUGGUGGAAUUUUGGAAGUUACAUCCCUCAGCAACCUUUGCUUGUUGGAUUUCAUUCUGCUGUACCUUUUUGCCAUCUGUUAUUUCUUUCCAGCUUUACUUUCAAGGCCUCAAAUUUGCUCAGAGCUUACAUAUUUUAACAUCACGCUAACAAAACUUCAAGGGAACAAGUCUUCCUUGCUACUUUUAGGAGUAAUUGAAAGGCAAAGAGAGUUUGUGCCAGGUCUAAGGGUCAUUUUGCAUAUCACUUUUCCAGAGAUGAGUGUUAACACUCAUGCUAAGAAAAGCACAUAUACAGUGUAAUUUAUGGAUUAUGGCACACGAAGUUUUUUGCUUUUUAACUAUGACAUUGGAAGAAUGUUCAGUGCAUUUUUUAAAAAUUUAGGUAUGGGCUUUGCAGGUAAGUAACUGUGACUGUAAAAAAAGUAUUGUCUGGGCAUCCUAACAUACAUUCAUAAUUACUGUUCUAUGCUCUUUCAUUCUUAUUGUUUCUCACAUACGCAGGCUGCAAGUACUCUUAAAAUGUUGUAAAUCAAAAUCCUUUUGUGUGUUUCUGUAUCUAGAGUUCCAUGUGUAGAACUUUGUUAAUAGUGCUGGAUUAUUUAAUACAUGCUGUAAGUCAAGAACAUAACAAACAUGUGGAGUCAAUUUUAUGUUUAAAUAGACUGUGAAGCUAAAUAUAUGGAUGCAGAUUCAAUAUGAAUUAAGUCUUGCUCCACUAGUUCGUAAUUUUGCAUUAAAACUAUUGAAGAAAUGACAUGCUUAUGCUGUAUAUUUAUUGAUUCUUUUGUGAUAAAUUGCUUAUAUAUAAACUAUAUUGUAUUUUUGUAAUAUAUGGUAAUGGUUUCUAGCUUUUAAAAGGCAUAUUAAAGAGAGAUGUGUUUUAGAAGGGAGCAUAUGAGUUUAUUUAAGAGUUUCAUUGGUAUAUAAAUGGUUAUGGUUGUCAGCUAUCUUGCAUAUUUAUCAAGGGGAGAAAUUAAUAUGGUAAAUAGAUUUACCGUACACUGCUGAUUGCAAUAUAAUGAUAAACAACUAUUAUGCAUGGAACAAAUUCAUUCUCUGGGUCUGUUUCCAUACAGAACUUGACUGUGAAUGUAGUUUUUUUGUUAGUUCUCUGCAUAAUUGAAAAAAAAGAUAACUUUGUUCACUAGUGUUCUUGCUGUCCUGAAACUAUUUCAUUUAUUACACACAGCUGUUAGUUAUUUUUGCUCAAUACAUUCACAGCCUGACCUCUAUGUGUUUGUAUGUAUAUGUGUAAGUCAUGUUUGGUUCACUGGAUGUUUGUGUAUGUAGAAUUGUAGCCUUAGAAUACCAUACUCUUGAUUGUAGUAAUGUUACACAAGAUUUAUAGCACUGUAACUAAGCAGAACCUGGACAGGGAUAGCACCUAUACCUUCUACAAGGAUUUUGUCACAGCUAUCCUGUCUUCCUGUGAUCUUGCUGUUUCACUGCAUAAUUGAGAACAGUACCAAGUACUAGUAUGAGUGGCUGUUAAGUAGAGAGAAUCUUAAAAAUUGUAGUCUAGUUUUGCAUUUAAAAGAAAAUGGCAGUGGGUGGUAAAAUGGCAGUGGGUGGUAAUAAUAGCAUAGAUGACUGAAUUCUGGAAGUUCUAAAUUAAAAUCCUCUAAAUUAAAAGAAUUAAUACAAAUAUGAGCUUGCUUUGGCCCUUUUAUGACUAGUUGGAUUCACAAAAGAAGAAGAGCUUAUGUACAAAUGCUAGACAUAUGGGGAAGUCUCAGAUGGUAUUAAUUUUUCUCAAUGAAAAUGGCACUUGCCAGUUUCACAAUGUCACUUAUAUUUUUUUCUGAGAGAAUAUGCACAAGUUCUCUACACUGCCAUAGAAUUUCUUAGGAUACUGAAAUUUGAUACACAUCUUCACAUCCAUUUGUCAGUUUGAUUAUUUUACAGGAGUUAUUGAUUGUGGGGGUCGGUAAUUUGUUAGCUUAAAAGUGGGCUGUUUUUAUUUCUAUGCAUUACAGUUACUUUGCUUCUAAUUCCGCACUGAAAUUGCUUGACCACCAUUAUGAGUCAGUUAUGUUGCAGGGGAAAAAUAGGAUUUUGUUAUUUACUCAAUUUCUACCCUGCUUUUCUUUCCAGUGGGAAUUUACUGGUUCAAUUAGGUAGCAUAGCUGGGGGGAAAGAAUGUACACAGAUUUACCAAGGGAUUUCUACCUGCAGUUUGUUACUAUAUCACACUACAGGUCUAAUAA